Molecule: messenger RNA, 1214 nt
Organism: Drosophila busckii
Lineage: Eukaryota; Metazoa; Arthropoda; Insecta; Diptera; Drosophilidae
Product: EARP-interacting protein homolog
Exons: 2
Coding region: 41-1177 (378 amino acids)
Biological process (GO): protein ubiquitination
Molecular function (GO): protein binding
Source: RefSeq, a predicted model, not a curated record
CAAAAAACAGCAGCAAAGCAAAUUAAAGUACUUGUAUUUAAUGGAAGAAAAUAGUUUGAUCUAUGGAUUGGAGUUGCAAGCUCGUGCACUUACACCUCAAUAUGGAGAAAGCAAUGAUGUAUGCUUUUUUAUAGCCACAAAUUCGUUGAAGCCAACAAAUCAAGUACAUUUACUGCAGUAUGAUGAAGAAAGUGGCACUACGCAGGCCAAGAUAUUUGAGCAUGCCAUGGGUGAGGUUUGGAAACUUAACAGUUGCCCAUACGAUCCGAAAUUGCUGGCUACAGUUUAUAACGUUCAAAAGGGUGUCCAGGUUCAAUCCCAAGCCGCACUCUUAACAUUACCAACUGACAGCUUGGAUCUGAGUUCUCAGCAAAUAAAAAGUGAAUAUAUACCUUGGGACCAUGUAGAGGUAUUAGACACAAGUAAUUUAGGUGAACAAUGUUUUAAGACCGUCGAGUUCCAUCCAAGCCAGGAACAGACUCUAGCAUGCGUUUUAUCGAACAAAUUGGCCAUCAUGCAGCGAGCGGAAUCGUCUACUCGUGUUGUGGCAGAGACUUCAGGCGCUGUAAAGCACAUGUCUUCAUUUACAAGUGGUAAAUGGUCACAUCACCAUCAGGGCCACCAAUUUAUUGUUUUGCACGACACAAGCGUUCGAGCUUACGAUAUUCGCGAUUCCCAACACUGCGCUUGGAGCAUUGAUGAUGCGCAUGGACAGAUGGUUCGAGACUUGGACUGUAAUCCAAAUAAGCAGUGUCAUUUCGUAACUGGUGGGGACGACGGGUAUCUUAAAGUGUGGGAUUGCCGCACGGUUAAGUCACCGGUCUUUGAACGUUCGGACCAUUCGCAUUGGGUCUGGUCAGUUCGUUUUAAUACAUUUCAUGAUCAACUCCUUUUAUCCAGUUCAAGUGAUUGUAAAGUUCUUCUUACCUGUGCGGGUUCAGUUAGCUCCGAGACGUCUUCUGCUCAAGAGCCAGAAGAUAAAUCAGUGGACAUUUUACAGGAACGUCACAAAGUUUUGUCGGAUGGACUUCUGCAAACUUUUGAUCAACAUGAAGAUUCUGUAUAUUGUGCUGAGUGGAGCAAUGUUGAUCCCUGGAUCUUUGCUUCAUUAAGCUACGACGGACGCGUUAUAAUCUCAAAAGUACCAAAACAGUUUAAAUACCAAAUCAUUCUAUAAUCACAGCAAAUUAAAAACUAAUUGUGAAAUUAAUACA